AUGGAGCUGAAUUCGGUUGAAAAACGCCAUCGAACAAGAUCCAAAGGAGUCCGAGCCGCCGUGGAAGCAGUAACACAGGAGUUAUUCAGCUGUCCGACCCCCGGCUGUGAUGGCAGCGGUCACGUCAGCGGGAAGUACGCCAGACACCGCAGUGUCUACGGCUGCCCGCUGGCCAAGAAGAGGAAGGCUCUGGAAAAACAGCCGCUGGAGCCGGCUCCCAAGAGGAGGCCCUUCCUCACCUCCUGCCCGGGUGAGGAGGAUGAGGAGGAGGAGGAAGAGGGCGCCGACUCCUACACCAACUACGAUAACGAAGCCAUGGAGGCGGGGGUAGAGGGGAAGGAGCAAGGGGAGGUAAUAGAGGAGGACGAGGAGGAAGAGGAAGGGGAUAGAGGAGACGAGGAAGAGGACGGAGACGUCGAGGACGAGUUCUCGGAAGACAACGAGGAGCAGGGAGAGGACGAGGAAGAGGAGGAGGAGGAAGAGGAAGAAGAGGAGGAGGUGGAAGUGGGAAGAGCGGGCGCUGUGAUGGGAGGAGAGCGGGCCGAGAUGGAGGUGGGGAUGGAUGAGGAGGAGGAGGAAGUGGACGAUGGCGAUGGCGACGAGGAGGAUGACGAGGAAGAGGAGGAGCAGCAGAAUCGUCAGCAGAUAGAGAACCACUACAAGCCGAGCGGACAAUCAAAGCUCAUUCCGAUACAAAAGGACGACAACAACAACAGCUGCGCCAUCGCCAUCGCCGCCGGCAACGGCAACGCAGAGGAUUACGAGAACUACGACGAGCUGGUCGCCAAGUCGCUGCUCAACCUGGGCAAGAUCGCCGAAGACGCCGCCUACCAGGCCAUGACCGAGUCCGAGAUGAACAGCAACUCGUCCAACAGCGCCGGGGAAGACGACGACGAUGAGGACGACGACGGCAGCGAGCAAGGCGACAGGAAAGGCGAGCUGAGCGUCGACCUGGACAGCGACGUCGUCCGGGAGACGGUGGACUCCCUGAAGCUUCUCGCUCAAGGCCACGGCGUCAUGCUGCCCGAGGACGGUUACCCAGAAGGCGUCAUGGUGGAAGACGGUUGCCACGCCAACGGCCGACACGUUGGCAUCAGAGGUCAAGGGGACGAGAGCGAGGAGGAAGUGUGUCUCAGCAGUCUGGAGUGUUUAAGGAAUCAGUGCUUCGAUCUGGCUCGGAAACUGAGCGAGACGCAGCCGUGCGAUCGCCCCGCCCUUCACGCUCUACAUCACCAACUGCAAAGCCAAGCGGACCCGCAGAUGAUGCAUCAGCUAAACAGUUACACCAGCUGCCUGCAGGGAAUGUCGGAUGAUCCCAGAUGCCUGGAGCGCAGCUACUCCGACAUGGCGAACCUGAUGAAGCUGGAGGAGCAGCUGAGUCCGGCGUCCAGAGGUUACCCGACCAGCUGCAGCCAAGAAGGCGACGAAGACACGACGUCCGUGGCCUCCGACCGCUCCGACGAGACCUUCGACAUGGCAAAAGGAAACCUGUCACUGCUGGAGAAGGCCAUCGCCCUGGAGUCAGAGAGGGCCAAAGUCAUGAGGGACCGGAUGGCCUCGGAGCACGCCAUGCCCCGGCGGGAUCACAACCAUCACCGCGGACACGGAGAACAUAACCCGAGGCUGAGCACCACCGCCGAGGAACGCAAGUCCAGAAUGCAUCACGACGGGAUGAAGAGGGCGUACUACCCUAAAGACUCCUCCAGGGGCGAGAAGAAGGAGAGCAAGUGUCCGACGCCAGGCUGCGACGGCACCGGUCACGUGACGGGUCUGUACCCGCAUCACCGCAGCCUGUCUGGGUGUCCUCACAAAGACCGAGUCCCGCCUGAGAUCCUUGCCAUGUAUGAAAAUGUUUUAAAGUGCCCUACUCCUGGCUGUUCUGGACGCGGUCAUGUCAAUAGCAACAGGAACUCUCAUCGCAGUCUGUCCGGCUGCCCCAUCGCCGCCGCAGAGAAGAUGGCGAAGGUCCACGAGAAGAGCCACACGAUCGAAUCCCCCGGCACUAAGACCAAUCAGACGUCAGAUCGGGUUCUCAGGCCGAUGUGUUUCGUGAAGCAGCUUGAGAUCCCUCAGUGCGGCUACAAGAACAACGUUCCCACCAGCACGCCGCGGUCCAACCUGGCCAAGGAGCUGGAGAAAUACUCCAAGACCAGCUACGACUACAGCGGCUACGACGGCCAGCACGCCGGCUACGCUAAGAGAGGCCUGACCAACAAGACCCACCACGGACGGGACACCUCCCCCAAGGGAUACGACGACAGUCCUGAACGAUUUCUGCUCCCCAGUCUGAGGAGGUGUGAUGUGUGGACUGCAGAGCAGACUGCAGAGCCUCACAGCCACAAAGGCUUUUUGUUCACAGAGUCCAACUGGUGCAGAAAAAGAUCUGCUUAUUUCUCGUCCCUGCACCAGAGCGACGAGAUGGACCCGUUCCAGGAGCUGCUGGACGAGCAGCGCUACCCGGCCGAGGUGACCAUGCCCAGCCCCAAACACCACAAAUACCCGCCCUGCAAGGAGAGCAAGAAGGAGCUCAUCACGUUGUCGAGCUGCCAGCUGGCCGACAAGAACAUGCGUGGGAUGAUGACGGCCAACUCGCAAGAACUCAAGUGUCCGACUCCCGGCUGUGACGGAUCAGGACACAUCACAGGAAACUACGCCUCCCACAGGAGUCUGUCCGGUUGUCCACGAGCCAAGAAGAGCGGCAUCAAAAUCCUCCACAGCAAAGAAGACAAAGACGACCAGGAGCCAAUCAAGUGUCCGGUCCCCGGCUGUGACGGACAGGGUCAUGUGACGGGGAAGUACGCCUCCCAUCGCAGCGCGUCAGGCUGCCCCCUGGCGGCCAAGAGGCAGAAGGACAGCUAUGUCAACGGCUCGCAGUUUGUGUGGAAAUCUGGGAAGACGGACGGCAUGACCUGUCCGACUCCGGGCUGCGACGGAUCGGGACACGUCAGCGGGAGCUUCCUCACCCACCGGAGGUACGCUCUCCUUUUCAGCACACAAGAUCUCUCCGGUUGUCCUCGAGCCACCUCGGCCAUGAAGAAGGCCCGGAUGAGCGGCGUGGAGAUGCUGACAAUCAAGCAAAGAGCGAGCAAAGGCAUCGAAAACGAUGAAGAAAUCAAACAGCUGGAUGAAGAAAUCAAAGAUCUGAACGAGUCCAACACCCAAGUGGAGUCAGACAUGAUUAAACUGAGGACACAAAUCACCACCAUGGAGACCAACCUGAAGUCCAUCGAGGAGGAGAACAAGGUGAUCGAGCAGCAGAACGACUCGCUGCUGCACGAGCUGGCCAACCUCAGCCAGUCGCUCAUCAACAGCUUAGCGAACAUCCAGCUUCCUCACAUGAGACCGCUGCCACAGAAAGAGGCUCCAGUAAAGCAUAACUGCUGUUUACAGAUGCCUCCCAGAGAGCCAAUGAAUGAACAGAACUUUGACACAUAUGUGAGUACGUUGACAGACAUGUACACCCACCAGGACCAGUACCAGAGCCCGGAGAACAAGGCGCUGCUGGAGAACAUCAAACAGGCUGUUCAGGGCAUCCAGGUCUAG
Messenger RNA from Scomber japonicus (chub mackerel), 3543 nucleotides. RefSeq names its product myelin transcription factor 1-like, a (gene myt1la). Bases 1 to 3543 code for a protein of 1180 amino acids. Gene Ontology annotation, molecular function: zinc ion binding; RNA polymerase II cis-regulatory region sequence-specific DNA binding; DNA-binding transcription factor activity, RNA polymerase II-specific. Gene Ontology annotation, cellular component: nucleus. NCBI's taxonomy places the organism in Eukaryota, Metazoa, Chordata, Actinopteri, Scombriformes, Scombridae. Gene Ontology annotation, biological process: regulation of transcription by RNA polymerase II. The transcript is spliced from 22 exons. The record is from RefSeq and is a predicted model, not a curated record.